AUGUCCACCAGCAGCAGCAGCGACGCGCGCGAGCCCACGCCCAACAUGCCCACUUGGGUGAAGCACCUCUACGACGAUAAUCUCCCGGCGACAGGCGACCAAAUGCAGCAACUGAUGGAUCUGGCAGAGCAGCGGAUGGAGCGGGGUCUAGGGGUCUGGAUGCAAGGCGGGUACAGUGUACAACAGGCGUGCAAGUGCUUGAGGACCGAGGUGUUAUGUAAUCGCCCCAUCUACGAGUACGCCCGGCGCAAGUUUCCGGGGCAAACUAUACCAGGCCCGAACGCGAUGGCUGUCGCGGUUGCCGGCGGCGACAUCAAGAAGCUACUCGAUGAGAUCCACGACCAGGAGUGGAUUGCGGCGCGCACCCAAUGGCGCUCAAGGCACUUCAUCGCUGAUGUGUCGCUCGGCGACAACCAGUGGUGGACGAAGCCGUCGAGGGGCGCCGGCGCACCUGCGCGCGCACUCGCAGAAGGGAGCGGGUUCGACUACCGCCACCUCCCGCAGAUUGCGGCCCCCUCUGAGCCUUCGAGCUCAGCCUCGGGCUCGUCUUCGGCAAACGCCCGCCGGGCAGUCAUGGAUGACGCCAGGCAGGUCAAAUCCAGGAAGCGGCGCCGACGUGAGGAGCUCGACGACGAGGACCAGGACGGCGCCGGCGCCGACGUGAACGAAGGGGCAUCAAGUGCCAAGGGCAAGAAACGGGCGCGUACCAAGCAAGAUCAGCGCAAGCCGCCCGCCGGCGCCGGCGCCGACGCUCUACAACCCGGCGAGGAUACCAUCACCGAGCCUCGCAAGCGCAACAAGUCGAUCGCCGAGAUCGGGCCUGAGGAAUUGCUGCGAGACCCGGCGGUUCCCUGCACUCCGUGCACAACCGCUAGCAUCCGAUGCCGGCGAGUUGGGCGAUGGACUUGCACGCCGUGCGCUCGGGCAAAAGUCCAUUGCAACGUCCGCAAGCUGAACGAGGAGGCUGGGCACCCCAUCGCCGACGAGACUCCUCGCCCAGGCGCCGGUGUCAUCUGGCAGAUGCCCAAGAGUGGCAUGGAUUGGAGCAUGGAACCGGGCGACAACGAAAUCUACAUGACAACGAUCUGGAAAAUAGUCCGCCCCAGCUCCACCUGUGAGUCCACGCUGUAUACCAUGCCGGAUUUCUUGUAUCCGCUAAGCGAGACAAUGUCAGCGGGUUCGAUCAUGAACCGCGUUCGCGCCGAGACCUCCCUCGCCGAUAUUGCGACGGUGUUUGAGAAGAUCACCAUUCUUCCCAACUGGGAGGAGAAGUGGGGUGGGGAGAGGAGGACACCGCGCCGGGCUCGACAGUGGUACUGA
Coniophora puteana RWD-64-598 SS2 is the source of this 1320-nucleotide messenger RNA. RefSeq lists its product as uncharacterized. The coding region runs from base 1 to 1320 and encodes 439 amino acids. The transcript has 6 exons. The record is from RefSeq and is a predicted model, not a curated record. NCBI's taxonomy places the organism in Eukaryota, Fungi, Basidiomycota, Agaricomycetes, Boletales, Coniophoraceae.